AUGGCCGUCUCUGCAUCUCCUCUACGGGGACGCUCUCCAGCUCCCAACGGGGACCGUCCCUCCGUUCCGCAGGCUCUACAGCCGUUUGCACGGAAUCAGACUAAGCGACAUAUCGUUACCACCGUUCCACCUGUCGUGACACUGGCAAGCUCUGCCAGCAACUCUUCGUUACGCACCAGUCCUUACUCUUCAGCCUCCGCUAUGGCUACAAAUACCUCGCUCCAGACCACCCCAGAGGGUCUGCAGCCGCAGUCUUUUCCACACAGCUUACCCUCCUUCUUCUCGCUUCCGGACGCCACAAUGACGCCCCCACCGACCUCUAACCCUGCGUCGACUCCGUCCUCGGCAACGGCAGAUUAUGUGGCUCCUAGCAGGGCACCGGGUUUGAUACGGAGAAUAUCGCGUGGCGCACACUCAAGGCUUUCGCGCCGGCGGGGCUCCGCAUCACACGAGAACCGUGACAACAGUUGCGGACCAGCCAUCAUGCGCCGCAGGAGUGACAGUAAAAGCAUGACGGACGGCGCUCUGGAUGUCUCCGAUCUCGAGCUUGAGCUUGAGAAUCAAGAAGAGGAAGCCAUUGACGAUCUUGGCGAACCGGUAUCGCAGCGUGCCACCGUGAAUGGACUGGGUAUCACCACUGGCCGGCAAAGUGUAGGGUCCGCUGCGGAGGGGGCUGUUGGGCCUAUCUGGUCACCCUUUCUGGAACAAGGCAGUACGCUUACCAAAGUCACGAAAAAGAAAAGAAAACAACUGAAAUUCCGUCUCGACUUUGAUUCCGCCAAAGUCUGGUGGGAUCCCUCGAAACCCUCGAAACAAUUUUACAUUGACGAUGUUUGGGACAUCCGCUCAGGUGCCGAUGCGAGGCCGUACUACGAGGAGUUCCGAGUAUCUCCUGCUGAGCAAGCACGCUGGUUCACCAUCUCCUACACCAAGCCGGACCGUUCUAAAGGCGUAAUCUACAAGACUAUGCAUCUCAUCGCGCGCACUGACUACACAUUUCAGUUAUGGACGACGGCAUUAGACACCAUGUCACGUGGUCGUGCCGACAUGAUGCAAGACCUUGGCCGAACGGCUGAGCGGAGUGUCCGUGCCUUGUGGACGAGCGUAAUGGACCGGAAGUUCAACAGGCUCGAGCGUGGAGAUGAGGACGAGCGAUUAGACUUCGAAGGCGUCAAAAAGAUAUGCCGAAACCUUCACAUCUUCUGCGCCGAGAAGAUCAUUCGCGAACAAUUCAACCGGGCCGACGACGACCUUCUGAACUCACUCAACUUUACUCAGUUUCUCCGCUUCUUACGGCGAAUCAAGAAGCGCCAAGACGUCAAGAAAGUUUAUGAGAGCAUCAAGAAGCCAGACGAGCCUGGCCUUAACCUGGAGAGCUUCAUUGCGUUCCUACGUGACAUCCAAGGCGUCAAUGUCCAGUCGGAUAUGAACUACUGGGUCUCCGUUUUCGAAAGAUGUUGCAAAAGCUCGAAGUCGAAGAUCAAGGUGGAAACCACCGACGUUGAGGCUGCUUCGCUGCGCAUGAGCUCCGCGGCAUUUCAAGCCUAUCUAGCCUCGCCUGCUAAUCAAGUGCUAGCUUCAAUGCCUUCGAACGUAAGGCAUGACCGGCCAUUGAACGAGUACUUCAUCUCAAGCUCGCACAACACUUAUCUCAUGGGACGGCAGGUAGCCGGCCAAUCAAGUACAGAGGCGUACGUCCUAGCUUUGCAAGCCGGCUGUCGAUGCAUCGAGAUUGACUGCUGGGAUGGUAACGAUGGCCGUCCAAUUGUUGUUCACGGCCGAACUUUGACGAGCAGUGUCCAGUUUUCAGACUGUAUUGCUGUCAUCGCCGAGCACGCGUUCAAAGCAUCGUCCUACCCUCUUAUCAUCUCGCUGGAGGUCCACUGCAAUCCGGAGCAGCAGGCAGUGAUGACAGCCAUCAUGAAGUCGCAGUUUGGCGAUCAACUGUUGCUUUACCCGUUGGCGAGCGGGUCAUCUAUACUGCCGUCUCCCGAGGAGCUGAAGAACAAGAUCCUAAUCAAGGUGAAGGCAUCCGAGGAGCGGGACGACUUCGCAUCCCGUAGUGACCUCGCACUUGCUCGGCGCGGCCGUAGUCUCAGCUCUCCAUCUACACACCCGCUGGUCCUUGACAUCAGCAGUAUCCCUGGCUCACCGCUGCUCACGCUUUCCCCAUCUUCGAGCCCUCCUGAGCGGUCAGGAAGCUUCUGGGCCACUCCACGGACUCCACGGACUCCGCCAAUAACCCCUGGCAGGGUCAGCUCAAACAGUUCGGCUGAAGACAGUGACGCGGCGGCUCAGAAUGCCGAGAAGGCGAAACGGAAGAAGACCAGCAAUAUCAUCAGGGUUCUCGGAGACUUGGGUAUCUAUGCCCGCGGCAUCAAAUAUUCGUCGUUCUCAGCACCGGAAGCAAACACUUACAAUCAUAUCUUCUCCUUCAAUGAACGCACCUUUGACGCCAAGGCCAAAGACCCGGCUACCAAGGAACUUCUCGAGCGGCACAACAUGCGCUACCUUAUGCGGGUCUACCCUGCAGGGUGGCGUAUCAACUCUUCGAACUUCGAGCCUCACAGGUACUGGCGCCGUGGUGUGCAGAUGGCAGCGCUGAACUGGCAAACCUACGAUAUUGGACAAGAGAUGAACAGAGCCAUGUUCGCCGCUGGCAUCGAUCGCACUGGGUAUGUCCUCAAGCCUGAGGAGCUCCGACCGUCCGCCCGUAACAUAGAUUUCCCGACUCUCGGACACAGGAAGCCGGGGAAGAAGCUUGUCAAAUUCUCAGUGGAUAUCAUAUCCGCGCAGCAACUUCCGAGACCGCGCGGACUCGGCGAAGGAACCAGUGUCAAUCCGUACAUCGAGGUUGAGAUGUACAGUGCUGACGACAAGGCCCGCGGUAACGCCGUUGGUGAAGGUGGCCUAGACGCAUCUGCACGCAAUGGCGUGUCCGGUAUCGGGUCGCCCAUGCGAAGGCGCACGGCGAUCGUCCAGGGAAACGGCUAUGAUCCGCUGUUCAACGAGGCGAUCUCCAUCUCGGUCGACACACGGUACCCCAGUCUGGUCUUCCUUCGCUGGACUGUGUGGAACUCGAUCGAUGGCCAGAACUACGUCAACAACGGCACCCCGCUGGCGACUUUUACCGCGAAGCUAUCCAGCCUGCAGCAAGGAUAUCGCCAUCUACCACUCUACAACCUCAACGGCGAUCCGUACAUCUUCUCCACCCUGUUCUGCAAGAUCAGGAAAGAGGAACAUGUUGCUCUCGACGACGGCAGGAGCUUCGUGUCUAGUCCUACCGAGCCAUCCAGCCCUAUCCAAGAGCCCAGAUCAGGCAGAGGAGAGUUUCUGAGAAGGGUCUUCAGCCGCACCCCUUCUGAUCGAAAGAGGAGAGAUCCAAGAGAGGACGGAGAUCACAACUUCUUCGGCCGGUCCGGCACCGUGUAG
This is a messenger RNA of Coniosporium apollinis CBS 100218, 3432 nucleotides long. RefSeq lists its product as uncharacterized. Gene Ontology annotation, biological process: lipid metabolic process; phosphatidylinositol-mediated signaling. Gene Ontology annotation, molecular function: phosphatidylinositol-4,5-bisphosphate phospholipase C activity. The record is from RefSeq and is a predicted model, not a curated record. The transcript has a single exon. Bases 1 to 3432 code for a protein of 1143 amino acids. Lineage: Eukaryota; Fungi; Ascomycota; Dothideomycetes.